Propithecus coquereli (Coquerel's sifaka) is the source of this 2380-nucleotide messenger RNA. RefSeq names its product mitochondrial translational initiation factor 2 (gene MTIF2). The record is from RefSeq and is a predicted model, not a curated record. The coding region runs from base 177 to 2360 and encodes 727 amino acids. Gene Ontology annotation, molecular function: GTP binding; GTPase activity; translation initiation factor activity. The transcript is spliced from 15 exons. Gene Ontology annotation, biological process: translational initiation. NCBI's taxonomy places the organism in Eukaryota, Metazoa, Chordata, Mammalia, Primates, Indriidae.
CGGACAGUUCUCCAGGUCCGGAAGGUGUUCUCCGCCCGGGCUCAGAAUCCAGGGGCACGGGGCCUUAUGUGUGAGCAAAAUUCCUUGAUAAGAAUAUCCUAGCGACGAGACAACACCAAACUGGGAGCCCGAAAGCCUGGGUUCUGGUCCUGACUGCCAUUAAUUAGCGGAGGAACAUGAACCAGAAGCUACUGAAGUUAGAGAACUUGCUACGAUUUCACACUCUUUGUAGACAGCUGCAUAGCGUGGGUCAGAGAAGAGCAUUGGCACAGUGGAGGCAUGGAUUUUCAUCUGCUUACCCAGUGUGGGCAGCUCAGCUGUAUGCCCGGCCCUUGCAGAUAGACAUGCUCAUCGGGGCUGCUUUAUCUCAAUAUAGGCUUCUAGUAACAAAGAAGGAAGAAAGACCAUGGAAAUCUCAGUUAUCUUCAACAAAAUCAAAAAAGGAGAUAGAAGUAUGGAUUGGAAUGACUGUUGAGGAACUGGCCAGGGCAAUGGAAAAAAACACAGAUUUUGUAUAUGAAGCUUUAUUGAACACUGCUAUUGACAUAGAUUCACUAGAAGCAGACUCACAUUUAGAUGAAGUCUGGAUUAAAGAAGUGAUAAAGAAAGCAGGGAUGAAGUUAAAAUGGAGCAAAUUAAAAAAGGACAAAGUCAGAGAAAAUAAAGAUGCUGUAAGAAGGCCCCAGGCAGAUCCAGCUUUAUUAACCCCAAGGUCCCCAGUUGUUACUAUAAUGGGCCAUGUUGAUCAUGGGAAAACGACGUUACUUGACAAACUUCGAAAAACUCAAGUGGCAGCAAUGGAAGCUGGAGGCAUCACUCAGCACAUUGGUGCCUUUCUUGUCUCUUUGCCUUCUGGAGAAAAGAUAACUUUUCUUGAUACUCCAGGACAUGCUGCUUUCUCAGCAAUGAGAGCCAGAGGUGCUCAGGUCACUGACAUUGUCAUAUUGGUUGUAGCUGCAGAUGAUGGGGUGAUGAAGCAAACUGUAGAAUCUAUUCAGCAUGCAAAAGAUGCUCAAGUUCCUAUUGUCCUUGCCAUAAACAAAUGUGACAAAGCUGAGGCUGAUCCUGAAAAAGUGAAAAAAGAGCUGCUGGCUUAUGAUGUGGUGUGCGAAGAUUGUGGAGGUGAUGUUCAAGCGGUGCAUGUCUCUGCACUUACGGGUGACAAUCUGAUGGCUUUGGCAGAAGCAACAAUUGCUCUCGCAGAAAUGUUAGAAUUGAAAGCAGAUCGCACUGGUCCAGUGGAAGGAACAGUAAUAGAGUCUUUCACAGACAAAGGAAGAGGUCCUGUUACUACAGCUAUAAUCCAAAGAGGAACUUUGAGAAAAGGCUCAGUUCUGGUUGCUGGAAAGAGCUGGGCAAAAGUACGGUUAAUAUUUGAUGAAAAUGGAAAAACAAUCAGUGAGGCCUAUCCCAGCAUGCCAGUGGGAAUUAUAGGCUGGAGAGACCUUCCUUCUGCAGGGGAUGAAAUUCUUGAAGUAGAAUCUGAGCCAAGGGCACGUGAAGUUGUUGACUGGAGGAAAUAUAUGCAAGAACAGGAGAAAAGUAAAGAGGAUCUCAAAGUAAUAGAAGAAAAGCGAAAAGAACACCAAGAAGCACAUCGGAAAGUCCGUGAGAAGUAUGGCUCUUUGCAUUGGAAGGAGAGAUCAUUUAAAGAGUAUCUAGAAAGAAAAGAAGGAAAACCUUUAAAGCCAAAAGAGAAAAUAGAAAGAGAUUCAAAUACAUUUCCUGUAAUAAUUAAAGGUGAUGUCGAUGGCUCAGUUGAGACCCUUUUAAACAUUAUGGAUACCUAUGAUGCUUCACACGAGUGUGAACUGGAAUUAGUACAUUUUGGAGUGGGUGAUAUUAGUGAAAAUGAUGUUAACCUUGCUGAAACAUUUAGCGGUGUUAUAUAUGGCUUUAAUGUGAAUGCAAGCAAUGUUAUCCAGCAGUCUGCUGCAAAAAAAGGAGUAAAAAUUAAACUUCACAAAAUCAUUUACCGUCUUAUUGAAGACUUGCAGGAGGAACUGAGCAGCAGAUUGCCCUGCACUGUGGAAGAACACCCAGUAGGUGAGGCUUCUAUACUAGCUACCUUCUCUAUAACAGAAGGGAAGAAAAAACUUCCUGUGGCUGGCUGCAGAGUCCAAAAGGGACAGUUAGAAAAACAGAGAAAAUUUAAAUUAAUCCGUAACGGACAUGUUAUUUGGAAGGGCUUGUUAACCUCACUGAAACACCAUAAAGAUGACGUUUCAGUCAUCAAAACUGGAAUGGACUGUGGUCUCAGUUUAGAUGAAGAAAAGAUUGAAUUUAAAGUGGGAGAUCAAAUUAUUUGUUAUGAAGAAAAGCAAGUUCUAGCUAAGACUUCUUGGGAUCCAGGAUUUUAAGAUACAUUAAAAAUGUACAU